AUGCCCGUCCCAGAGCCUCCAAAGCGGACGCAAAUCCUCGUCAUAGGUGGUGGUCCUGCAGGUAGCUAUGCCGCUGCCACCCUUGCCCGCGAGGGUUUCGACGUCGUCCUCUUGGAAAUGGCCAAGUUUCCUCGGUAUCACAUUGGAGAGUCUUUGAUACCCUCCGUGCGGCACUUCUUGCGCUUCAUCGACGCAGAAGACAAGAUUGCUGCGCAUGGCUUUGUACGCAAGCCGGGCUCUGCCAUCAAAUUCAAUCAAUAUAUGCGCGAAGGAUAUACCGACUUCGUCGCUCUAGGCGCCGAUAACAAUGCAUGGAAUGUCGUGCGCGCCGAGUUCGACCAGCUGCUGCUCCAGCAUGCUGCUUCAAGUGGUGUCCGCGUAUUCGAGCAAACACGCGUUGUCUCCAUCGAGUUUUUGAACGCAGGCCUGGAUGCCAAGAUUUCUGUGGAUGCUGCAGAAGGGGUGGAGAAGCCUAGAUUGGGACGGCCGACGGCGGCGCAAUAUGAGACAGUCCUUGGAGGCAAGGGUGAGAUCGCCUUUGACUUUUUGGUAGAUGCAAGUGGAAGAGCGGGGCUAAUGAGCACAAAAUAUCUCAAGAAUCGCAAGUUCAACGAAUCCCUUAGGAACGUGGCCGUUUGGGGUUAUUGGCGAAGUACUGGCAUGUAUGGAGCGGGCACACCCAGAGAAAAUGCGCCCUGGUUCGAAGCAUUGAGUGAUGAAUCCGGUUGGGCGUGGUUCAUUCCAUUGCACAACAACACCGCUUCCGUCGGUGUCGUCAUGCAUCAGAAGCAGCUUGGUAUUCGUUCCCGCGCAUCGUCAUUGGCUAGUGCCGUGCCGCAGAUGACUGGUCAUGCGCGCCGGCCGUCCCUGUCCUCGCAGACUUCUUCGACGCUCGCAGACCGGUACCUGUCUUUCCUUGAGCUGGCGCCGGGCGUCGUAGAUCUCAUUGGAGACGGUGAGCUGAUGAAAGUGUGCGAAGAUGGACUGAACGAAGCGGAAGUGCCUUUUGCGAGAAGCGCCAGCGACUACAGCUAUUCUGCCGAUACUUACGCUGGAGAAGGAUGGCGGAUUAUUGGAGAUGCGGGUGCUUUCAUCGAUCCAUUCUUCUCGUCGGGUAUCCAUAUUGGCUUGACGGGCGCGCUCACAGCGGCUGCGACCAUCGCUGCCUCCAUACGCGGUGAUUGCACGGAGCUCCAAGCGGCGCGCUGGCACAGCAAUAGGGUCGCAAUAUCGUACACAAGGUUCCUCGUCGUCGUGUUGAGCGCGUACAAGCAGAUUCACUCACAAUCAACAAAUGUACUCGCGGACAUAGGCGAAGACAACUUUGACAAAGCGUUCAUGUUUCUUCGACCUGUGAUACAAGGAGCAGCUGAAAUGGGCACUCGCCUCUCCGAGCAUGAGGUCCAGCGCGCCCUGGAUUUCUGUGUCCACUUGUUCGACCCUACCACACCUGAGCAGCACGAGAUGGUAAGGAGGAGUCUGUAUUCGUUUGAUGAUAGCUUGCCCGAGGACCAGUCCAGCCCUCAUGAAGCAUCGAACUUGGGGUUGGAUACCGACGCGUGCCCUCUUGAUAUUCUGGACGUUCGCGCGCCGCUCCUUGACCCAGUCAAGAUCGAGAAAUUCGUGUCCCGCAGAUUACGGUCGCAUUCGCACAAGAGCGAGUCUGAGGUACGGAUGGUAUUGGACAAGGUGAAUGCGCGUCGAAUCAUUCAUUCGGAACAUGGAGAUGUGUUGAAUAGCCUUGAGGAGGAGAAGGUAGAUGGGUAUGUGAUGAGGCUGCAGAAGGGAAAGCUGGGUCUGCAGAAAGAUGGACAGGUCUCUUAG
This is a messenger RNA of Sparassis crispa, 1824 nucleotides long. RefSeq names its product Ochratoxin halogenase. Lineage: Eukaryota; Fungi; Basidiomycota; Agaricomycetes; Polyporales; Sparassidaceae. The record is from RefSeq and is a predicted model, not a curated record. The coding region runs from base 1 to 1824 and encodes 607 amino acids. The transcript is spliced from 11 exons. Gene Ontology annotation, molecular function: monooxygenase activity.